Messenger RNA from Penicillium samsonianum, 1851 nucleotides. RefSeq names its product transcription initiation factor IIA large subunit. NCBI's taxonomy places the organism in Eukaryota, Fungi, Ascomycota, Eurotiomycetes, Eurotiales, Aspergillaceae. The record is from RefSeq and is a predicted model, not a curated record. Gene Ontology annotation, biological process: transcription initiation at RNA polymerase II promoter; transcription by RNA polymerase II. Bases 304 to 1419 code for a protein of 371 amino acids. The transcript is spliced from 4 exons. Gene Ontology annotation, cellular component: transcription factor TFIIA complex.
CGGGAAACUCACCGUCUCGUUUUCCUCUGACAUUUACCCUUGCGGCACUUGUCUUUCAGGUCAUUUCUUCUCCUUUCUAUUUGUGUGAAAACUACAGAUUCACAGACUGCUUGAUAUUGCGUCAUUCGGUGUGAGCGAUCAGCACUUCGGCAACUUGAUAGUUGCGACGGAGCGCUUUACUUCCUAGUCAAGCUAUCCUUACACAGUACAUUUCACCAGUCACCCUAUUGCCUGCUCUUUGCUCCCUUUGAUCCCUUUGCAUAACCAUCCACCAGCUCAUCAAGGUGUUCUUGCUCAGCAAUCAUGUCCAACCAGCAAGUGGGUGCGGUUUUCGAGAAGGUCAUCCAGGAGGUCUGUGAUGCCUCCCAGGUCGACUUUGAGGAAAGCGGUGUCGAUCAGCAGACCCUGCAUGAUCUCCGUGAGACCUGGCAACACAAGCUUUCUUCUGUGAACGUCGCUCAUUUCCCCUGGGAUCCUGCUCCUCAGCCUGCUCAGCAGCACUCUGUUCCCCUCCCCACCGCUACUGUCCCCUCCAACGCUCCCCGACAACCUCCUCCCCAGCCGCAAUAUGCUCCCCCGCCCGUUUCAAUUCCCCAAGCUGCGCCCUCGCACAACAUGCCUCCGAUGGGUGGGCCUCGCAUCAAGACCGAGCCAGGAUCCAACGGCCAACCCGGAAUGCCGCACAUGACCACACCCAUGCCCCCGCAUGGUCUCAACCCCCAGUCGGCUCGCGACCGUGCUGCAAAUGCGCUUCACCAGAAAUACGGCGCCGCAGCCGCUAACUCCGUCCACCAAAUGCAAGCCCAGGCCCAAGCUGGACAAGGAUACCCGCAGAUGCACCCCAAUGCCCACGGGCAAAUGCCACCAAUCAAACAAGAACAGACCUACCCGCACAUGGGUCCUGGACAGACCGAUGGUGGAGGCGACCCGAUGACUGACUGGAAGGCAGAGGUAGCACGCCGCAGAGCAGCUGCCGAGAAUGGAGAAGGUGAUCGACUUCUACGCGAGCAUCUCAAGCAGCGCAUGUCUCAGUAUGAGGGCGGAGGUCUCCUUCGUCCCUUGGAUGAGCAUGAGUCCUCUUCCAAGGUCGCUCGUCGUGUGGCUCUCACCGCACCUCUCAGCCAAAAUACUACCGAGUCAACUUCAUCUGCCCCCCGCGUCACUGGCCAGUUCGAUGGCGCAGAAGACGAUGUCAAGGAGGAAGAUGAAGACGCUAUCAAUUCGGACCUGGAUGAUCCAGAUGACCUCGUUGCGGAUGACCAUGACGCAGAUGAAUCGGAGGGCCAGGUCAUGCUUUGCACAUACGACAAGGUCCAGCGGGUGAAGAACAAGUGGAAGUGCACCUUGAAGGAUGGCAUCCUGACUACUGGUGGCAAAGAAUACGUCUUCCACAAGGGUCAAGGUGAAUUCGAAUGGUAGUCGAAAUGACACCAUCACUCCGUGUUUUUUUAACCCGUCUCCUGAUUUCCAUUGACGACACCCCUUUCCUCGUUCUGUAACAAUUUUUUUCUCUACUUGUGCUCUCUCUCAUGACACAAACGAAAACCAAUCCCUACGUCUUUUCAAUCACGCCCUCGAAACGGUUUGUGCAAGCGAAAUAUUUCUCAUGAUUCUCACUACCCAAAUAUCGACAUGGUCAGCAACCCGGUCUUUGCUUCGCUUUUUUCUUUGUUUUUGAGCUUCACAGUGGCUCAUGGCGCUUACAAGUGAGGAUGGGUUCUGAUUUUGCCUUUUUUUUACAUGCUUCUCUUUGCUCCAUGCCAUGCCUUCAAGGCUGGUUUUGUACUAGCUUGAAAGACCGAUCUUACUAGCUUCCAAAAUAAGCACAAAUGAAACUAUGAUUCUGAAUAA